This is a messenger RNA of Penaeus chinensis, 1500 nucleotides long. RefSeq names its product metalloreductase STEAP4-like. The transcript has 8 exons. Gene Ontology annotation, biological process: copper ion import. The record is from RefSeq and is a predicted model, not a curated record. NCBI's taxonomy places the organism in Eukaryota, Metazoa, Arthropoda, Malacostraca, Decapoda, Penaeidae. Bases 49 to 1500 code for a protein of 483 amino acids. Gene Ontology annotation, cellular component: plasma membrane; endosome. Gene Ontology annotation, molecular function: ferric-chelate reductase (NADPH) activity; cupric reductase (NADH) activity.
AUAAACCCAACCAACCGAGACAAUACAAAACAAAAAAUAAAUCCAAAAAUGGAGCUUACGGACAGCCACACGAACCCAGCCUACGAGACGCACGGAGAGAGCCGGCAAGACGAAACGAAUUUCCAUCGCCACGCAUCGAGCGCAGAGCAAAAUAAUGAUGAUAAUAGUGAUGAUCUUCAAAGAGUUUCCGGAGAAAACAAGAACAAGAAAGUAGUGUUCAUAGGCAGCGGUGACAUGACUUUGGCGUUGUCUGUUGCCAUGAGCCGCGCAUGUCUUCAGCCUGUGGUCGGCAGUAGGCACCCAGACAGGGCGAAAGUUCGGCUGAAGGAAGUGGCAAUAGUGACAACAGUGAGCGAGGCACUGUCUCAGGGCGAGAUAGUGAUUCUGGCCAUCCCUGCUGAUCACCAUCACUCCCUGCCUCGCCAAGCACUCAGGAAUAAAAUCGUGGUGGAUAUCAGCAACAGAGCACCAGGUUCCUCCUCCAAGAAGGACCUGAGUCUUGGAGAAACACUUCAGGAGAUUCUUCCGGAGAGCCACGUGGUUAAGGCCUUCAACACCAUCUCGGCCUACGCCCUCCAGCACGGCAAUAUACAAGGCAGCCGGGAGGUACCCAUCUGCGGCAACGACCCAAGGGCGCGAGCGAAGGUCUCCGAGUUGACGAGGGACCUGGGUCUCACGCCCGUAGACCGAGGCGCCCUCAGGAACGCCCGGGAGGUGGAGGGCAUCCCCCUCGCCUUCUUCCCGGAGUGGAAGGUCGCCGGGAUCAUGACCCUCCUGCUGUUUGGCUUCUGGUACAUCUUCAUGCUGUUCAGAAACCAGAUCUGUCCCAACAUCGACAGCGGAACGGAGUGGAACUGGGAAUUAUUCCAGAUAUUCCCGCUCAUGAACACUCAGUUCGCUAUGGCCUACACCGCCACCAGCCUCCUUCUGUUUACUUACAUUCCAGCCAGCUCUUGGGGACCGGAGGCUAGUGGUGACCUCGACACGGUGACCUCUGGAGGCGAAAUGAAGGGUAGAGUUAAUGCCUGGGCAAAGGAAUGUGAAGAUGACUGUGAACUGGAGGUCGUUCACCAGCUUACCUAUCUGGGGUCCAUCUGUCUGGACGAAGAGAUCAGCAAGCGGAUCGGAAAGGCAAGUACGACCCUUGCCCACUUCACUCCACGUGUCUGGGAGAACUCCAAACUCUUCGUGGCGAUAAAGAUGACUGUGUUCAACGCCUGCAUCCUUAGUGCGCUGCUGUAUGGUAGUGAGACUUGGACAACCAAUGCCAAGCAAGAGAAGAGGCUCAACAGCUUCCACCUGUGUUGCCUUCGUCGCAUCCUGAACCGUUCCUGGCAAGAGAAAGUGCCCAACACAGAGGUCCUAUUUUGCGCUGGUCAAGUGAGUCGCACGGAUGAUGGUCGUCAUUCAAAGGACAUCCUAUACGGCGAACUGGCGACAGGAACAAGAAGAACCGGCCGCCAAUACUGCGCUACGAAGAUGUCUGCAAACGAGGCAUGA